ACAGAUAAGAACCAGUCGCCUAAGGGCGAGUCGGAUGAUUUGGUCGGCGAAGGCUCCUCGGAUGGGACGGAUGUUGUGGUGGACCGAGUUCGAGCGCAAAGGGAAGCCAGGGAGCAAACCAAGAGGAGCCGCGAGGAAGAAUUUCGAAAGGCGACGGACAGGAAGAAGCAGGAGCUUUCCAAGAGGAAGGAGGAAGAGUUCCAAAAAAUGUACAAGGAAGUGUACAAGGGGCUGUCUUACGAUUCUGGGGUCACGGGGGAGUUGGAAGACCUGCUGAGAGGGGCCGACAAAGUGAGGAGAAGGAAGCGCGCCCAGCUGUACACGGACUGGGAAUGUGAGGUGUUCGGCAAGAUACAGGGAAGAAUACAGAAGGCCUUGGGGCAGAGGAAUAUAGAAGACAUCGAAUCACGCCUGAGGAGCCAAUACGAU
This is a messenger RNA of Ostreobium quekettii, 429 nucleotides long. The record is from the annotation of a GenBank genome assembly. Lineage: Eukaryota; Viridiplantae; Chlorophyta; Ulvophyceae; Bryopsidales; Ostreobiaceae.